Messenger RNA from Uloborus diversus, 622 nucleotides. Its product is annotated as MICOS complex subunit Mic10-like. The transcript is spliced from 4 exons. The record is from RefSeq and is a predicted model, not a curated record. Gene Ontology annotation, cellular component: mitochondrion; mitochondrial inner membrane; MICOS complex. NCBI's taxonomy places the organism in Eukaryota, Metazoa, Arthropoda, Arachnida, Araneae, Uloboridae. Bases 145 to 441 code for a protein of 98 amino acids.
CACUGCUCUUUGUGACCUAAUGAAAUGAAACUUUACCCUUUUCCCUUUCUGUUUGUAGUCGUCUGAUUAAAGAAUUUAAAAGCGGAGGACUCGUUUUCUGCUUCGGCUAGUGCCUUCUCUUGUGCGAACUUUUAUUUUUAGUUUAUGUCUUCAGUUGUAAACGCUAAUAUGUCUACAAAAUCCGAAGAUAUCAUCGGAGAAACUUGGGAUUAUUGUGUUGCUGAUACGCUUGUUAAAUCUGGUGCAGGGCUCCUGACUGGCUCCUUACUGUCUCUUAUAUUGUUUAAAAGAAGAAAAUGGCCCAUCAUUUUUGGCCUUGGAUCUGGCUUUGGCAUGGGAUUGGCAAACUGUCAGCAUGCUUUUAGGGAUCCUCAUUUAAAUAAAAUGCUUAAUUACAAGCUAAAAUCUAAAGAAACACAAAAUGAGAAGAAAGAAUCUUAGUACUUUAGAUAAUUGUUCGAAGUUUUUUUAUUUUUUUCCAUUUUUAGUUACUGUUUGAAAUGAAGUAGAAAGAUAUUAUAUUGUAUUUGUUAGCAAUGUACCUUUGUAUAUUGUUCCUGUAUUUUUCCAGAACCUAAAAAUUCAACAUUUAAUAGAAUAAAAAAUUCCAACAAAAAUUCAA